This is a messenger RNA of Eremothecium sinecaudum, 1356 nucleotides long. It is a transcript of the gene ALG7, whose product is annotated as UDP-N-acetylglucosamine--dolichyl-phosphate N-acetylglucosaminephosphotransferase. Bases 1 to 1356 code for a protein of 451 amino acids. NCBI's taxonomy places the organism in Eukaryota, Fungi, Ascomycota, Saccharomycetes, Saccharomycetales, Saccharomycetaceae. Gene Ontology annotation, biological process: protein N-linked glycosylation; dolichol-linked oligosaccharide biosynthetic process. The record is from RefSeq and is a predicted model, not a curated record. Gene Ontology annotation, molecular function: UDP-N-acetylglucosamine-dolichyl-phosphate N-acetylglucosaminephosphotransferase activity. Gene Ontology annotation, cellular component: membrane. The transcript has a single exon.
AUGCCCCAACUGUUCUCUCUCACGCACUUGAUAAUUGCGGCACUUUUACUAGUGUAUUCCAACUAUUCUGGUGCACUGUACAGUUCUAUCGGGUUUGCUAUUAUAGGAUACUCAGCCACAAAUGCUUUAAUUCCACGGGUAACUCAAAGUUUCAUUCAGGUCGGGCUCUGUGGUAAGGAUUUGGGUAAGAAGGGACAACCCUUGCUUCCUGAGACGAUUGGAGCAGUUGCUGCCACCGUAUACUUAUUUGGUAUGAUUCUGUCUAUACCAUUCUUAUUUUACAAGUACUUGGUUGUGACAUCCGGAGGCGGCCGUAGAGAUAUGGAAGUGCUGGAUAAAUCAGCUGAGCUUCUUGUAUUUCCUCACGGGAAGUUGAGCGAAUAUUUGAGCGCAAUUUUAUGUCUCCAAUCUACAGUUCUGUUAGGAGCUGUAGAUGAUCUCUUCGACCUCCGCUGGCGACACAAGGUUAUUUUCCCUGUGAUAUCGGUAAUACCUUUGUUAGUUGUUUACUAUGCUGAUUUUGGUGUAACCUACGUAUUGAUACCCAAGCUGGUACGCCAAUUAUUCCCAUUUUUGAACCUACGCAAAACAAUUAACCUUGGCUGGGCUUAUUAUGCCUAUAUGGCCUCAAUGUCUAUAUUUUGCUCUAAUUCGAUCAAUAUUCUAGCAGGAAUUAACGGGCUUGAGGUUCUGCAGUCCAUUGUCCUAGGGAUUGUAUGCCUGUGCAAUGACACUAUCUACAUGAUAUGGGGUUCCGAGGAGGCCAAGGAAUCACACUUAUUCUCGAUGGUAAUGAUUAUUCCUUUUAUUGGUGUUUCUGCAGCCAUUUUCAGGUGGAAUAAAUGGCCUGCUAGAGUGUUUGUCGGAGAUACCUAUUGCUAUUUCGCUGGUAUGGUCUUUGCUGUGGUCGGAAUAUUGGGUCAUUUCGCGAAGACAAUGAUGAUGUUCUUCGCCCCACAACUGUUCAAUUUUAUCUAUAGCAUUCCGCAGUUGUUUGGUUUAGUGACAUGCCCAAGACAUAGAUUACCACGCUUUAACCCCGAGGACGGGUUAAUGUACCCAUCGAAAGCAGAUUUGAAGGCCAACCCACCUUAUAAGAUAGUAACCAAAGCAUUAAAAGUCCUGCAUUCUCUACACUUGGUCGAGUUGACAUUUGAUAAGGAUGGAGAAGUCACGGAAUGUAAUAACUUGACUUUAAUAAACCUCGUGCUUGUUUGGGCCGGUCCAAUGAGAGAGGAUCGCCUAUGCUACACCCUCUGUGCAAUCCAGCUUGUGGUAGAUUUAAUGCUCCUCUGCCUGAGACAUGUCAUAGGCUCACUUGUAUAUGGUCAGGAUAACUUAUGGCAUAUUGCAUAG